GUUGCUAGCGGCCGCUUGUGGUGGUUGCCGAGGCCCAGCGUUUUCUCUCUCUCUCUCGGUCACUCGCUCCCUCCCUCCCUGCCUCUCGGCCCCGUCUCUCCCUCCUCUCCGACCCUCCCCGUCUCACGCACGAUGUUGGCGUUUUUCAACCGGCUGCUGGACUGGAUCAAGUCGCUGUUCUGGAAGGAGGAGAUGGAGCUGACGCUGGUGGGGCUGCAGUAUUCGGGCAAGACCACCUUCGUCAACGUUAUCGCGUCUGGUCAGUUCAGUGAAGAUAUGAUUCCAACUGUUGGUUUCAACAUGAGAAAGGUCACCAAAGGCAACGUAACAAUAAAGAUCUGGGACAUUGGUGGACAGCCCAGGUUUCGGAGUAUGUGGGAACGUUAUUGCAGAGGAGUAAAUGCAGUUGUUUACAUGGUAGAUGCUGCAGACCGUGAUAAAAUAGAGGCUUCCAGAAAUGAACUUCACAAUCUGCUAGAUAAACCACAGUUGCAAGGAAUCCCUGUCCUAGUUCUUGGAAAUAAGAGAGAUCUACAAAAUGCUUUGGAUGAAAAACAGCUCAUUGAAAAAAUGAAUCUGGCUGCUAUUCAGGACCGAGAAAUCUGCUGCUAUUCAAUUUCAUGCAAAGAGAAGGAUAACAUAGAUAUCACUCUGCAAUGGCUAAUUCAGCAUUCAAAAUCUAGAAGAAGCUGAGAUUUAAUGGUGAAAACCUGUGUGUGAGCAGCCACUGUCCUUUCUUCACUCACAAUUCAUUCUUCAUGGGAUAAAGAGCAGAAAUACACUAUUCUGAAUAUAUGGAAAUAUUUCCAAUGCCCUGUGACGCAUACCGCUGAAAAGUAUGUUCUCAAUGUGAGACAAACUCGCUUUACAAAUGCUGUUAGAUACAAAUCAUGAUUGAAACAAAUGUUGAAGUCAGUGAUAUAAAAGCACAAGGAAGAGCCAAUGAAAAUAAUCAUGCUUAAUUCUCAGCCUCGUGUUUGGAGUCAGCAGUAUCACAAGUAAUUUUUUUUUAUAGCUUUUAUUGAUCUCACCAUUAAUGUCCUUACAAAUAGGGAUAUGGAGCAUGUUGUAUUGCAUCCCUUUGUGUUGGUGCUGUAGAUAUUUCAGUAUCACUAAGAUUUUUUAAAUGUGUACUGUCUCUGUAUUUAAGACAUUAACUUUUUGCAUUUAAGUGGCAUAUGUAUGUUGUAGUUUGGGGCCAUCACUUGCAUUUACUUAAGCUUUAACUGAAAUUUAUACGUGGGUGUGCUGGUUGAAUACACUGCUUCAACAUUUAAAGUCUUGGCACUAUUGGGCAACGUGAACUUCCUGCAAACAUGCAUGCAAAACUUCCAAUUAUAAGAUUGUAAAUACUAUGUGGAAUUAGUUUACUUUUCUAUUUAGUUGACUUGUGAAUAAUUGUGCUCUCCUCUCACUUCUGUUGAAAUAAAUGGAGUUAACGAGGGCAUAUUGUCAUGUUAUAUUUGUUGUUGUGCAGGUAUUUCAGCUAUAUGCAAAGAAAAUCUGUUCAAGGCAAAAUUUUUAAAGUGAACACUUCUGUUUCAAAGGUGCCUAUUGUAUAACAAUUCCCUGAAUUGAGUUGGGCAAAAUUAAUUUAUUUUUGAGACUUGAAUUUGCCCUUCCAGCUCAUAGAUAUUUGUGAAUAAUCUGGAACAACUUAAUGCCCAGUGAUGACCACUAGCUCUAACACUGGUGGAAAUUGAAGACUGAGCCUUGAGUUUCUGCUAGGAAUACAAUCGGGAAACUGCACUGUAAAUUGCCCUAGUUUUACGGAGAUUGUUAGAUCAAGUUCAUUACUUUAAUUUAACACGUUCUGAGUGCAGAUCUCCCUCAAACUGAUGGAAUUGAGCAGUGUUAUUGUUCACUUGUCUGAUGAGUUAUUAGUUUAAGAAUGAAACUGAAAUCAGUUUGGUUCUUCAGCUACCAUCUAUGGUUUCACAGGUCUUAUUUAGGAAAGGCAGAUCAGUUGCCUAAAUUUGAACUGAUUUCAAAUGAUUGUAGCAUGAGUUUUAAAAAUGGAAUGCGAAGAUUGGAUAAUCUGUAGGUCAAAAAUAAGAGGCUUGCUGGAGGAACUCAACAAGCCAGGCAGCAAAUGUGGAGGGAUAUGUACAGUCGACAUUUUGGGUCCAAACCUUUCACGUGGCAGUCCAGUUGAAGGGUCUCAACCCGAAACAUUGUUCAUUUCCCUCCACAGAUGCUGCAUGACUUGAACUCCUCCAGCAGCUCUCCUUUUUGCUCCAGAGUCCAGCAUCGACAAUCCCUUGUGCCUUCAUUAUCUGUAGGUCACUCUAGCUGAAGGUCAUUAACACUGGAUUAACAUGAUCACAUGCCAGUACAAUGGAAAUUAUGGGCAUAAUAUGACCAACACAACACGAGAUAGAUGAAUGUAUCAUGUCAAUUUGCAGGCCUCUUGAUGUUAUUUAGAGCAAUUGUAAAAGGUAACUAGACUUAGUAUACGUUGUUUGGGCAUAACAAACAUUUUAAAUUCUGAAAAGAUUUUGCACUAUUUAAUUUUGCCCUUGAUAUCUGGGUGAAAUUUUCAGACAUGAUUCCUGUGAAGUUCUUGAUAUUUUGACACCUUGGAGGAUGCUGACGAGAUCAAUUGCCACCAGAAUUUUUUGAAUUUACUGUCUAAUUUAGCUGUGUGUUUGCAAUUAUGUGCAUUGUAUUUUGGGGGGCACAACUGAUUCAAAUAAAAAAUAAGUGGUUUAUCAAGCAAUCGGAAACAAAGGUAUCAUGAGGAUUUAGGUCAAGUCGGUGUCAAAUUCACGUUAAAAAUUUGAACUGUAUAAAAAAAAUAAAGUGAUUUUCUGCUUUCAAA
Leucoraja erinaceus (little skate) is the source of this 2821-nucleotide messenger RNA. It is a transcript of the gene arl8ba, whose product is annotated as ADP-ribosylation factor-like 8Ba. Gene Ontology annotation, molecular function: GTPase activity; GTP binding. The coding region runs from base 133 to 693 and encodes 186 amino acids. Gene Ontology annotation, cellular component: lysosomal membrane. NCBI's taxonomy places the organism in Eukaryota, Metazoa, Chordata, Chondrichthyes, Rajiformes, Rajidae. Gene Ontology annotation, biological process: protein transport; anterograde axonal transport. The transcript has 7 exons. The record is from RefSeq and is a predicted model, not a curated record.